This is a messenger RNA of Acanthosepion pharaonis, 651 nucleotides long. The record is from the annotation of a GenBank genome assembly. Lineage: Eukaryota; Metazoa; Mollusca; Cephalopoda; Sepiida; Sepiidae.
AUGAAAUGUUGUCAAAUCGACCUAACCUAUUUCUCUUAUUCUUCGUAUUUCUCUUAUAAAGGCUACAAUUUACCCUGGAUCUAUCUAUCUAUCUAUCUAUCUAUCUAUCUAUCUAUCUAUCUAUCUAUCUAUCUAUCUUCCAGAAACGAAGCCACACGCGUGCGUUAUCGCAUCCUCUUUCUUUCUUUCUUUUUUUCUUUCUUUCCUUUUUUCUCAAUCGGUUUCUUUUGGGCGCAGUUCGUUUCAUAUCUAUGUCAAUAUGUUCAUAGCUAUCUCAUUCUCUCUCUCUCUCUCUGUCCCUAUCUAUCUAUCUAUCUAUCUAUCUAUCUAUCUAUCUAUCUAUCUAUGUCGGUAUGUUCAUAUAUAUCUCAUUCUCUCUUUAUCUAUCUAUCUAUCUAUCUAUCUAUCUAUCUAUCUAUCUAUCUAUCUAUCUAUGUCAAUAUGCUCAUAGCUAUCUCAUUCUCUCUCUGUGUCCCUAUCUAUCUAUCUAUCUAUCUAUCUAUCUAUCUAUCUAUCUAUCUAUCUAUCUAUCUAUCUAUAUGUCAAUAUGUUCAUAGCUAUCUCAUUCUCUCUCUGUGUCCCUAUCUAUCUAUCUAUCUAUCUAUCUAUCUAUCUAUCUAUCUAUCUAUCUAUCUAUCUAUCUGUUCAUAG